AACGUUUUUCAUGAAAAGUACUUUGAACAAUUUACUUGAUUAUGUGAUUUAUUGGACCCUUUUUGAAUCGCUUUUGGAGCUGUUUUGUCUCUCCCAUGGCCUGAGGUGUUUGAGGUAAUAGAUUACAGGUUGGCUUGAGUGCAAAAAGGUCAAUUAUGGAUUUACAAAUUUAAUCACAAAUAAAGUUUGUCCGUUUGACUCAAUCACUUCACUUUUGUUAUACCAAACACUUUUCUGGAAGUCAUCUUGCCUUCCAUCUAAAAUAUUUCCCUCUCAAUGUUUUUUCCCAAUCUACCGGCCAAUCUUAUCUAUUGUGAAUCUAAUUAACCGUUGAAUUGUUAAUUAAACCUUUUAUCAUCGCCAUCAAUAACCUAAUCAACUGUAACAAUAGUUUCAACAUUGAAUCAUCUUAUUGGAUUUAAAAAUUAACGGAUCUUUACAUUUGCCCUUUUCUGGUUCCUUCAAUGUGUUGAACCAUUUUUCUGGUAAUUUUUUCGGUUAGUCCUUUCCAUUUCAUCUUCAGCUCAACUUUAAUUUAUGUGAACCAUUUUUUUCGCUGAUAAAUCAGUUAUUUUUCACCAAAGCCAUUUGAAUGUUUCUAUUGGCCUUUACAAUUUAUUUACUAGCCUUUGCUGUUAGCCUGGUUUUACCGAGUCCAUAUCAUUUUGUUUUGGGAACCAGUAAUGGGAUCAACGGAACAUCAACCUACAAUUUUGGAUAUGAUACUCGAGAUCAUCCAGGUGGCAGUGGAUCGGGUGCAGUUGAUAAUGGACCUCGGUUAAUGAGGGAGGAAACUCGUUUACCUGAUGGUACCGUUAUUGGUCGUUAUGGUUAUACUGAUCCGUUUGGUGUUUUCCGUCAAGUUAAAUAUGUUGCCGGAUCAACGGGUUACUAUGCUUAUGAAGAUGUUACUGGAGGCUCAGGUGGAUCAACAUCAUUACCACUCUUUUUUAAAGCAACCGCACGUCAAAGAGAUCUUGGACUUUCUGCUGGAAUUGAUUUAUCAGCUAAAUUUAAUCCUCCUCUCUAUCAUCCAGAAGCACAUUUAGCUGAAACACCGUCGACGACUCCAGCACCCUCCACGCUAUCUCCAUGGGAAGGUUCAUUUGGGGCUUCAAUACCAUUCAAGAAAAUUUUAUCUCCAUCUUCAAAACCAAAGGAAGAACCAUCCUUUUCACGUUCACAUCAUCACCAUCAACCAUCUCUCUAUCAUCGUGAUUAUCCAUCGUCUUCCAACAACCAAUUGUCAACCUCAUCAACAUCAUCUUCUUCUGAAUCAACACCUUUCACACUUUCCUCUUCAAGCUCAAAACAAUCACGUCUAACUCAUUCCCUAUCACCUCAAUCAUCGCAUAACCAAGGCCGUAAUAAUGAACGGUUAACCUUAAAUAGAGACAAAGGAUUAUUCACGACUUUAUCAGCAUCUUCAUCAACUUCCUCUUCUGGUUCUGUUGUUAAAGAAACUGAUGAUGGUCAAUUGAGAUACACUCGACCACCUAAAACAGCUUUUCAAUUUGACUUUGAUCAAGCCUCUUUGAUCAAGAAACACAUUCCCGAUCAAAAAUCUGACGUUUAUGGUAGCUAUAAAGAAUCCAAUCUAACUCCAAUCAAAAGUAAUUCAAACGAUGAAGAUGAUUUAAAAGAAUUAGAAAGUUUCAGGAUUCCAAGUGGCCUUAACAUUCACCCUUCAUCUUUAUCUAGAAGACGAUCAUCCUCAUCAAUCUCAUCAUCCAGAACCUCCCAAUUGAAUAAACUUUCCCCAUCACAACCACAAUCCUCAUCUACUCCACCUCCACCGCCAUCAUCAACAACAACAACUGUAAAGACACCGUCUACCUAUCCAUCAACAGUAACAACAACAACAUCAACAACAACUGAGGCAUUAAUAAAUCAUCCGAUUUUCAUCAGAAAUCAGGUCAACUCUGAACAUUCCAAUGAAAACGAAACGGUUUCAUUCGAUGAAAAUGAUAGGCUACGAAGAUCUGAAGAUGCAACAUCUUCAGAUAAUAACCUUAAAAACGAUACUUAUUUACCAACAAUAAGUAUUUCAAGAGAACCUGUACUUGAAGAAUCAUCUGAAGAUGAUUUAGGUGAAACAGAAAGUGUUAGAGUAACCUCAAGCAGCAGCAGUAGCAGUAGUAGUAGUGAUAGUAACAUUGGUGAUAUUUACAACUUAUACUCUAGAGAAAUCAAAUCAACUAGUUCAUUAGCGCCUUCACCAAUCAAUCUUAGUGAUAUUUCACGUUACCGUGAAGCAACAAUACCAGAAGUAGAGAUACUGAGCACCUAUGGAACGAGAUUGAACAAUCCUAUUGAUGGUCAACUCGAAUCUUUAGGCUAUUAUGAUUCAAGACUUUUAAGAGGCCUAAAUUACAAUGACUUUAGCCUCCAAACUCAACCUGUUUAUACUCCAGUGAUUGAUACUUCUUCGUCAACGAGUCCGACAACAAAAUCUUCUGUACUCGAACAUUCCGAAGAUCUGAAUAGAACUGAUGAUAAAACUCUUGGAGAUGAUUCUUCAUUAGAAUCGGCCAAUCCAUUGACCGAAUCAGUUUCUGUUGCAAUUUCAUCGACUCAAUCUUCUGGAAAUGAAGAAAAGGAUGAAAAAUUGAAUGAAAAACCAAUUGAAUCAAUUUUGAACUUACCAGAUCAGUCAUUGACCAUCACCAUAAAACCCGAAACUACAACAUCAAUGCCAACAACGCCAGUCUCAGAAACAAUAACUGAAACAGUGAAACCUGAAGAACCAGUAACAUUUAAUCAAGCUGAUAAUUCUUAUUCUUUAUUAACCGAUCAAACUCUUAAGGUUGCUGAUGGAAAUGUUAAAGUAACACCUAAUUUAACCCAUAAACAAGUUAUUAACAAUCGAUUAAUAACUGGUUCAACUAGAAAAUCACAAUCAGUUACAUUAUCCUUACAAACGGAAGGGACAACAUUUUCAUCAACAUCAACUUUACCUUCAACAGUAAUUGAUAAAUCAACUGUUUCUAGGUUAACUGAAGUAACAACUGAGAUUAAAGCAUUACCUGAGAUUAUAACAGAUGAACCGACAACAUUAUCACCUUCAACACUGCCCACAACAAUAUUAUCUUCCUCAUCAUCCUCAUCAUUGCCAACAACAACAGUAAGCUCAACAAUACAAAUGAGAUCUUCUGGUUUGGAUGAUGUAACAACAAUUAAACCUGAUCUUGGUUUAGUUGGCGAUGAAGUUACGACACCAAUGGCAAGUGUCACUUAUUCAAAUGAAAAUAAUCAACCAACUACUACAUCUACAUCAAAAUCAACCAUUGAAGAUUCAUCAACAACUAUUGCUGAAAGUCCGUCUUCAACUGUUGAAAAUUUAUUAACAACAACUGAGGCUAGUCUAUUGUCAGCUGAAUUGACAAGCAAAUCAAUCCAAUCCAAUUGGUCUCAAUCAAUCAACAACGAUGUAAGACCAUCAUCAACAACAACAUUUUCACCUUCAACAAAUGAUUAUACUGCCAGUGAAAAUAUUUCAGGUGAAUUCCCAAAGUUGCCAAAUGAACCAGUUAAUAAUGGAAUCAAUCAUUUACUUUCGCCAAUAACCAAGGAAAAAGAUGAAUGGCUUGAACGCAUUUUGAUUAAACAAAAUUCCUCCCAGGAUGAACCUCAUAGAGUAGAGACUCGACUUGAAAUUCCCAAAGAUUCGAGUAAACCAAUGAAAAAAAUUGUUAAAAUUUGGUAUAAAAGAGGUAGAAUGUUCCUCUCCAAACCUUCAACAUCGAAUGUUCAGCUAAACUUUACUAAUUCUAAUGAAGGGUCAGAUAAAUUGCAUAGAACAAAGAUAAUCCGUAUUCCUCGAGGACACAGACCUGAAAGAAUGGGCUAUCGUAAAGGAGUAUUUCUAAAUAAAAUACCUAUAAUAACAACAACUGCAGCAACGACAACAACAACUUAUUCCGAUAAUUCAACAACAAUUGCAUCAAUAUCCACAUCAGCUACAGAUGCAACAACAACUAAUGUUCCUGUGUCAACUCAGGAAAAUGAAGAGUCGACAACUCUGUUAUCAGCCAUAUCAACAGAAAAGGCUUUAUCAGAAUCACCCACACAGUCAGCAACUGAUGAACCAUCAACAAUUUCAACAUUGCAGCCUACGACGAUAAUUUCAUCAACACCAUCACCAUCGUCAACGUCAACUUCAGCCACAAUUACAGUUAUAACAACAAAAGGCACAGAAUCACCAGAAAUCACUAAUUCAACUCAACAACAGCCAUCAUCAUCACCAUCUCUAACAAAAAUGAAACCGAUAAGCCUUAAUAAUCCAUUUUUAUUAUCAACAAUCACUACAACCAGUUCACCAUCAACUUUUGGCUCGAUCAUGACAGCUAAAGGUUCAGACCUUACCACACCAGUUUUACCGAUUAAAUCAACGCCACUACCAACUACAACAAUGGCAUCAACAAUAAUUACUUCAACCGAGUCAGCAACUACAGUUUUGCCAACAACAGUUUCACUUUCAACCAGCGAUAAUAAUCCCAUUAAACCUUCAGCCCUUUAUGUACCUCCAAUUGCUAGUUUAUUGCGCUCAUUAGUUGGUAAUCAAGCUUUGAUUAGCAAAGGAAUCGGAUUCAAUUCACCUCUAGGUUUAGCACCAACACCAAGAAAAAAUACAUUAUCUUCUAAUCUCUAUAUUCCUCCGAUUCCUGCUGGUGGCGGUUCAGAAACCAACUAUGAAUUAUCACCAUCAUCAUCCUCAUUGAAAUCUAAUAAUGAAAAUGAGUUUCAUUACAAUAAGCAUUUAAUUUCAAGCAAUCAUAAUUCACCAAUUACUCGAUCAGUCGGAAUUAUCAACAUGGAAAAGCAACCUUACCAUUUACCGCUUGGUUAUUUUCAUUGAAGAUUGUCUCAAUAGAUUGUUUUGAUAAUUUGUUAUUGGUAUUACAACCUACUCAUUUUUUUCAUACAAAUUUAUUAUUAUUAUUAUUGUUAUUAUUAUUUUCAUAAUAAAUGUCGAUCUUAUUGAUAAAGAUCAAAUCAAAAACGAGUAAACUU
This is a messenger RNA of Tetranychus urticae (two-spotted spider mite), 5013 nucleotides long. The record is from RefSeq and is a predicted model, not a curated record. NCBI's taxonomy places the organism in Eukaryota, Metazoa, Arthropoda, Arachnida, Trombidiformes, Tetranychidae.